AUGCCGGCUAAGGAGUCUCUCCAGAGCGUCCAGGUUUUCAUCAGGAAGGAAAACGCUAUUGCAGUUGCUCAUUGCAAAACAGGAAAUGGCCUGAUUAAGGUGAAUGGACAGCCCCUGAAAACAACUGAACCCAGAACUCUCCAAUACAAACUGCUUGAACCAGCACUUCUUUUGGGCAAAGAGUGCUUUGCAGGAGUUGACAUAAGGGUCCGUGUGAAGGGUGGUAGUCAUGUGGCCCAGAUAUAUGCAAUUCAUCAAUCUAUUUCCAAAGGACUGGUGGCUGAUUACCAGAAAUAUGUUGAUGAAGUUUCUAAGAAGGAAAUAAAGGUCCUCAUCCAGUAUGAUAGGACCUUGUUAGUUGCUGAUCCUCCACGUUGUGAGCCCAAGAGGUUUUGUGGACCUGGUGUUUGUGCACAUUACCAAAAAUCCUAG
Molecule: messenger RNA, 432 nt
Organism: Thamnophis elegans (Western terrestrial garter snake)
Lineage: Eukaryota; Metazoa; Chordata; Lepidosauria; Squamata; Natricidae
Product: 40S ribosomal protein S16-like
Biological process (GO): maturation of SSU-rRNA from tricistronic rRNA transcript (SSU-rRNA, 5.8S rRNA, LSU-rRNA); translation
Cellular component (GO): cytosolic small ribosomal subunit; ribosome
Molecular function (GO): structural constituent of ribosome; RNA binding
Source: RefSeq, a predicted model, not a curated record